UAAAUUAACUAACUGGGGAGCAUAAAAUAUUCUUAUAAAAUAUUUAAAAAUUUGAAUAUGUUGAAAAAUCGAUUUGUCUAAAGUUCUUCUGCCUAGCAAUUGCAAUAACGGCAUGUUCAGUGAGUUGAAAAUUUCCGAAAAAGAAAGAAAGCGAAAGCUUCCAAAAGUUAAUAUACUGUAUGCUAUUUAAGGGAAUUAUUUGAUUUGUUUUGAUAUUUAAAUUCGCCGGAAUAAUCAAAUCAAAAUUGAAAUGCUCUCCCAUCUACAUACUCGUGUUUUCACAUAUGUUUGCACAUACAUUCAAGCACAGGCGCCUAUUAUUGAAUUGCUUUUUAAUUUGAUUUGCAGCUUGCAGGUAAUUUCAGUAGCAACAACAAGCCCCAGUCUUUAUUAACGGCAUCUCGUUAGCAUUCAAAAUUUGAGAUAACGCACAGCAUUACAUACGGAAAUGAUAGUGACUUCCAGUGUUGAUAAUUACGCUUUAAAUGGAACCGUUGAAAUUACGACAGUCCUUUCGGCCUUAUUCGGCGUGAUAGCUUUGAUGCUAUUGAUCUUUCUUUAUGUGCAUCGCAAAUGGUGUUUUCACGCCCGCCGAGGUUUGCACUGCUGUGAUGAUAAAUAUUUGGCAUCGAAAUGUGUGCAAAAACUUUCGCGUAAACGACGUUAUGAAAACACUAGUUCGGAUUCGGAAGAAGAUAUUUUGAGGAGAUUACGCUUGCAACAAGCGCGAUUGACCUCUCCACAUGGUGGAGGAGGAGCAGGCGUUGGACAGUAUACUAGCUACGGCAUAAAUCAAGUUAAUCCACUAUCGCAGAAUUUCGCUUACGUUAGUAGCGACUUACAACGAGUAACUGUCACGCCCAGAGAUUUCUCACGGGAUCCUUUGGCGAUAGCAGAACGUGGCAAGGUUGGUAUACCAUCGUCACACAGCGAAUGCAGUUCAAAUGAUUCUGUAGAAGCCUCGUUCGAUAGUAAUACGGGUAUUUUAAUGGCCGAAAAAAAAGAACGAAAUCACAUUGUCAGCAAAACGCCAGAAACAAAUAUAUCUUCCUCUUCUUCUUUAAAAGAAACGCGUGUAGAGUGUAAUGUAGAUCCCUCCAAGUCAAAUAAAUAUCAGAAAAGCUCCUACCUUAACGCACGAACUACAACGCCGCCACGCGAAGAUAGUUUAGAAGAUGAUAAUAGUAACAUAGCCAAUAGCAAUAACAACAAUAAUCUUAUUGAAGAUGAACCAUUGUUUGAUACUAGUGACCUUAGAUCUUUAAAGUCUGAUGACAUUUCGAUGCAAACCCAGUGUUAUGGGAAAAGCGGUAGCGUUGAGAUAUCCUUAUUGUACGAUGCUCCAUUACGCAAGAUGACCGUUCACGUUUUACAGGCAAGAGGAUUGCCCGUCUUGGGCAAUGGUCAGCAAACCCACACUCAAGUGCGUCUUCUUAUGUUACCGAACAAAAAACAAAAGCAUAAGACGAAAAUCCGUUCCGGCGAAAAUCCUCAAUAUAUGGAAAGUUUCUUGCUGCAUCGUGUUACUCCAGAAGAAGUCAAUAACAUGGGCUUGCGUGUACGCUUAUAUGGUUGCGAACGCUUACGGAAAGAACGACUGAUUGGAGAGGCAUAUUGCAGUUUUGCAACUAUCGACUUGGAAUUGGAAACAAAUUUGUGGCUUCCUUUAGAGCCAAGAAAUACUUCGUCGGUUUUGGGUUCAUCUAGUGAUCUUUUAAGUUUAGCUCGUUCUGAUAGUGCCGGCUCGACAACUUCAAUGCAACAUGGGGGUGUGCCCGAAUUACUUCUAAGUCUAGGCUAUAAUGGUACGACGGGACGUCUCACCGUUGAAAUUGUCAAGGGCAGUUAUUUUCGUAGCUUAUCACAAAACAAGGCUCCCGACACAUACGUGAAAUUGUGCUUGGUCAGUAGUAUCGGUCAGGAGAUCUCACGAGCAAAAACUUCAACGAGGCGGGCUCAGCCAAAUCCGCUGUUUAAAGAAACAUUUGUAUUUCAGGUUGCCUUAUUUCAAUUGAAUGAUGUUACAUUAAUGGUUUCCGUUUACGCUAAACGUAAUAUGAAAAAAAAUGAAAUGGUCGGUUGGUUUAGUCUUGGGUUAAAUUCUUCCGGGCCUGAGGAAGUAGCCCAUUGGGUGGAUAUGCGUGAUAUGGCAAAAGGUGAAUUACUGGCACGUUGGCAUGUGCUUGUCGAUUCUUGAUUCGAACAGCUGGGACAAUCUUCGAGACGUGGCAGUGCGUUAGGUAUAUUAGCAUCAUUCUCCUCCUCGAAGGAUAAGUCCAAGCCGAAAAAACUAAAAGAAGACCAAAAUCUCAACCACGAUAAUAUGGUGGCUGUUGAUAUUGAGACUGGCCUAGAACUAGACUUCGUAUAGAUUGGCAUAUAAAAUAAAUUUGUUUAGCACGACCGACUUGCGCUUCUCGUACACAUAUAUUAAUAUGUAUAUAUGCGGGUAAGUGUAUCAGAUUAUAGUUAAUAACACAAUGCAAAACCGAAAGAAAAAAUUGUACAAAACUUUUUAAGAACAAACAAAAAACUUUUGCUAAAAAGAAAACGUAUUGGGCUUCUUGAAAUCUUGUCUCAUAGUGGGCAGAUAAAUUUUGUUCGCAAUUGUUUUGUCGUCACCUUGACUAAGAAUUUACGCAGACAUGCUUAUAUCUUUUUUGUUAUUUAAUAAUAAUAAUAAUAACAACAACAACAACAACCACAGCUAUUUUACUUUGGUUGUCCAAUGAAGAACAAUGUAAACACACCACAAAAAGAUAUUAAUAAUUUAUAAGGAGGUAACACGCCUGUACCGGGAACCAAAAGCCCACUUGCUUAUACAUUUUAUUUUUGAGAAUUUUGGAAUCAUUUUGCUCUUUCAAUACACAAGUAAAGCAGUUGCAUUUAUGAUUUUUCCUUUCUAUCUUGUUUAGCUUCUACAUCGUAUGCCGCCAAAGCUUUAAAAUUUCGAAAAUUGCAUUUUCGGUAUUCGCAGGCAGUGACUUAACGUCAUUAACGGCAAAUCUUCUAGACUUAUUAGUUAUGAUAUAUAUAUACAUAUAUAAUUGCUUUUACAAUCAAAUAUCAUUUAAUACCCGUAACAGAACAGAACUUUUUCAAUCAUCUAAAUAAUCCGGGGAAGUUGUUAUACAUAUCAUAUCAAAGAGGAGUAUGCAUCGAGCUCAGAUUAUAUAUUAUGAUCAAAAAGAAUAGCCCUUGGGACUAGCGCAUAGAUAUUGUCUUAUGGCUUAUUAACAAAAACCAACAAGAAGAGGGAAACCAUUAUUUGUACAAAGUACCAGUACCAGUCGAUGAGUUCUUAGUUUUUGAAAUAUUCUAAUAGUAAUUUCGUAAUCCAUAUUGAUAAUUACGAUGCAUAUUUCUAAGCACUAAGAAAAUUGUUUCAAAAAGCUUAAUCCAGUAUAUUUGUUGCGGUUAAUUUUUAAUUUGACCGAACGCUCCCGAUUUUAUUAAAAACCCUCGUGCAUUGCAGCUGUUAUUCGAGAUCCUUCGCCUAUUCGGCCACUAAGGCGGAUAUCCGCUUAACUAGGCGGGCGGCUUAUAUUCAAAUUUUUAUCUACAUUUACACUAAGGUUCUUUCAUAUUUUUGCUUCCUUCGAAAAACCUCUGGAUUAUAGGAAACUUCACUGGAUUGACUGCUUCGCUUUAUAAAACAAAUUUGCUAGCACUCAUGUUUUUCUAAUAACUGAAUGUUGUUGUUGCGCUGUUGUGCUAUUUGCCAACUUUUUUAUCUCGUCCUGACGAAGGACAAUUUGUCGUGUUUAUUUAUUUAUUUAUUUUUUUUUAAUUUUUAAAAUAAUAUUUAUCUAAAAAUUUUGCUACAAGAGGUUGCUCAUUUUAUUUUUCUUUGUCUUUUUUUGAUUAUUCAUAAAUAAAGAUACGUUUACUUUUGUAAUCCACCUUUCGUCGCUAUUGCAAUGACGAAGCGUGUUAUUUAUGAAAGCUUAACAAAUGUACUUCAAAAUAUGAAUGCAUAACAAGUGUUUUUUAAAAAAAAACUAAAGCCGGCUAAAAAUUAUAUAAAAAUAUAUAAAAAAGAAAAAAAAAAAAAAGAAGAAAAGUAUACAAGAUUUUUGUAAUUUAAGCACAGAUUUAACUAUCUUCAUUAAGGAAGAAACAAUGUCUAGCUGUUUACCAAUAUUCUCUCAUUAGGGAAAUUAUGAAGGAUAUGUUAACGUGAGGUUCUCUCUUUAGAUUUUAGUGAUUUAAACACAAAUCACUUUCUAUUUUU
This is a messenger RNA of Glossina fuscipes, 4234 nucleotides long. It is a transcript of the gene Syt14, whose product is annotated as synaptotagmin-14. Lineage: Eukaryota; Metazoa; Arthropoda; Insecta; Diptera; Glossinidae. Bases 449 to 2197 code for a protein of 582 amino acids. The record is from RefSeq and is a predicted model, not a curated record. The transcript has 8 exons.